AUGUCAAGUUCAGAGUAUAAUAAGACGACGAUUCUUCUAAAUGGUCGCAACUGGCAGGCGUGGCGUUUCCAGACGCAGAUUGUUCUUCGUUCGAAGAAACUAUUAGAGAUUGUUUUGGGCAGAGAGGUGAGGCCUAAAGAAGAGGGAAAAACACAAGAAUCAUGGGAUGACAGAGAGAUAAAAGCCCAGGAGAGCAUGCCGGAGGAGAAGCAGAGCUUGCAGGAGCUGAUGGGGCGGUUGUUGGUCGAGGAGGAGCGUAGUGGAAGUAUACCCAGCAGCAGCGCCAGCACGGCACCUCAAGACUCGGCAUUAGUGGUGGGUAUGCGGCAUCGUAUUAAAUGUUUUGAGUGUGGCAAAGUAGGCCAUAAAAUAAGUGAAUGUAGGUACAGGAAGUGUUUUAAUUGUCAGAAAAUAGGUCAUUUAAUCAAAGAUUGUAAAUUGUCAAAAAUAAAGAAUAAUGAGAAAAAUAAGUCAGAGAAAAAUAAUUCAAGUGAAAAGAAUAAGCCUAAAGAGAGAAGUAAGAGUUCAAAAUCUGAAUCUUUUUUAUGCCAUUCUACUAGGGAAAUUGAAUGUAACUAUUCUUUUGAUUCAAAAAUGUUCUUUUUAGAUUCAGGUGCUAGUGACCACAUGUGUUUUAUUAAAAAGUAUUUUACAGAGUUUUGUGAAUUAAAAGCUAAGAGAUUUGUGACAAUAGGAGAUGGUACUAAGUUAGAGGUUUUGGGAACAGGAAAGGUUAUUGUAUGGGCCUUUAAUGGUUCUAGUUAUGUUUCCCGUACGUUGGAUGAUGUUCUAUAUGUACCUAACCUUAAAGUAAACUUAUUCUCUCUAGCAUCAGCUGUUAAUAAAGGUCACACAAUGGUGUCAGAUUCUAAUGGAUGUAAGUUUUAUAAAAAUAAUUCAGUAACAGCAGUAGCUGAUAAGUUUGACAAAAUGUAUGUAAUGAGAUUUAAAUUAAGUGAUGUAGCUUUGUUAACUUUAACAGAUUGGCAUAUUAAGUUUGCACAUCAAAAUUACAAGUAUGUUAAAGAGUUUUUAGAUUUAAGGGACAUUAAAUAUGAAGGGCAGACUGAUCAGUGCUUACCAUGUAUCCAGGGAAAACAGCAUAGGUUACCGUUUAGUCAGAGUAGUAGUAGGGUAUGGUAUCCAGACACAAGAAGAGUAGAAAUUCAUAGGGAUAUUGUAUUUGUAAAAGUUAAGAAUAACUUGGACAAUGCAUUAGAGAAAGAUGAAACGGAGAAUGAAGAGGUAAUAGAGAAUGUAGAAUCGAUAGAAAAUAUUAAAGAAGAACAAGAAGAGGAUCAAAAUCAAGAAGAAGAUGACGAGAUUGAAGUAGGAGAACACAGAGAUGUCCAGCAGCAAGAAGAGGCAAGAAGCAUUGCAGAAGAUGUAACAUCAAGUGAAGUAGACAUGAUGGAAGAGUACUUAGAUGAAGAAUUUUUAGAUGCAGAAGAAGAUAUUCCUAAAAAUGAAGAAAAGAAGAAUUCUAGAAAGUAUAAUAAGACGACGAUUCUUCUAAAUGGUCGCAACUGGCAGGCGUGGCGUUUCCAGACGCAGAUUGUUCUUCGUUCGAAGAAACUAUUAGAGAUUGUUUUGGGCAGAGAGGUGAGGCCUAAAGAAGAGGGAAAAACACAAGAAUCAUGGGAUGACAGAGAGAUAAAAGCCCAGGAGAGCAUGCCGGAGGAGAAGCAGAGCUUGCAGGAGCUGAUGGGGCGGUUGUUGGUCGAGGAGGAGCGUAGUGGAAGUAUACCCAGCAGCAGCGCCAGCACGGCACCUCAAGACUCGGCAUUAGUGGUGGGUAUGCGGCAUCGUAUUAAAUGUUUUGAGUGUGGCAAAGUAGGCCAUAAAAUAAGUGAAUGUAGGUACAGGAAGUGUUUUAAUUGUCAGAAAAUAGGUCAUUUUAUCAAAGAUUGUAAAUUGUCAAAAAUAAAGAAUAAUGAGAAAAAUAAGUCAGAGAAAAAUAAUUCAAGUGAAAAGAAUAAGUCUAAAGAGAGAAGUAAGAGUUCAAAAUCUGAAUCUUUUUUAUGCCAUUCUACUAGGGAAAUUGAAUGUAACUAUUCUUUUGAUUCAAAAAUGUUCUUUUUAGAUUCAGGUGCUAGUGACCACAUGUGUUUUAUUAAAAAGUAUUUUACAGAGUUUUGUGAAUUAAAAGCUAAGAGAUUUGUGACAAUAGGAGAUGGUACUAAGUUAGAGGUUUUGGGAACAGGAAAGGUUAUUGUAUGGGCCUUUAAUGGUUCUAGUUAUGUUUCCCGUACGUUGGAUGAUGUUCUAUAUGUACCUAACCUUAAAGUAAAGUUAUUCUCUCUAGCAUCAGCUGUUAAUAAAGGUCACACAAUGGUGUCAGAUUCUAAUGGAUGUAAGUUUUAUAAAAAUAAUUCAGUAACAGCAGUAGCUGAUAAGUUUGACAAAAUGUAUGUAAUGAGAUUUAAAUUAAGUGAUGUAGCUUUGUUAACUUUAACAGAUUGGCAUAUUAAGUUUGCACAUCAAAAUUACAAGUAUGUUAAAGAGUUUUUAGAUUUAAGGGACAUUAAAUAUGAAGGGCAGACUGAUCAGUGCUUACCAUGUAUCCAGGGAAAACAGCAUAGGUUACCGUUUAGUCAGAGUAGUAGUAGGGUAUGGUAUCCAGACACAAGAAGAGUAGAAAUUCAUAGGGAUAUUGUAUUUGUAAAAGUUAAGAAUAACUUGGACAAUGCAUUAGAGAAAGAUGAAACGGAGAAUGAAGAGGUAAUAGAGAAUGUAGAAUCGAUAGAAAAUAUUAAAGAAGAACAAGAAGAGGAUCAAAAUCAAGAAGAAGAUGACGAGAUUGAAGUAGGAGAACACAGAGAUGUCCAGCAGCAAGAAGAGGCAAGAAGCAUUGCAGAAGAUGUAACAUCAAGUGAAGUAGACAUGAUGGAAGAGUACUUAGAUGAAGAAUUUUUAGAUGCAGAAGAAGAUAUUCCUAAAAAUGAAGAAAAGAAGAAUUCUAGAAAUAGCAAAAUGGUGAAAGAAACUACAUAUUAUGACAUAUUAGGUGUAAAGCCUAACUGCACAACAGAUGAGCUAAAGAAGGCAUAUAGAAAACUAGCUCUUAAAUAUCAUCCUGACAAGAAUCCCAAUGAGGGUGAAAGGUUUAAGCAAAUAUCACAAGCUUAUGAAGUGCUUUCUAAUCCAGAUAAAAGAAAAAUCUAUGAUCAAGGUGGAGAGCAGGCAUUAAAAGAGGGUGGUGCAGGUGGCAGUGGUUUCUCUUCACCCAUGGACUUAUUUGACAUGUUCUUCGGUGGAGGCUUCAGUGGAGGAAGACGGCGUGGACGUGAAAGAAAAGGCAAAGAUGUUAUUCACCAAUUAUCUGUUACUCUUGAAGAACUAUACAAGGGUGCUGUCCGAAAACUUGCCUUGCAGAAGAAUGUGAUAUGUGAAAAAUGUGAGGGCCGAGGUGGUAAGAAGGGAGCAGUCCAAGUCUGCCCCACUUGUCGAGGUACAGGGUUGCAAGUCCAGAUCCAACAGCUGGGACCAGGCAUGAUCCAACAAAUCCAGACCAUGUGUUCAGAGUGCCGAGGUCAAAGGGAGAUCAUUGACCCAAAGGACAGAUGCAAAGUUUGUCAAGGUCGCAAAACUGUUCGUGACCGGAAGAUUCUGGAAGUUCAUGUUGACAAAGGUAUGACAGAUGGCCAGAAAAUUGUAUUCAGUGGUGAAGGAGAUCAAGAACCUGAAAUGGAACCUGGAGAUCUUAUUAUUGUUUUAGAUGAAAAGGAGAAUGAAGUGUUCAAAAGAUCUGGCAAUGAUUUAAUAGUUAGGAUUAAUGUUGAGCUGGUGGAGGCUUUGUGUGGCUUCCAAAAAGUAAUUAGAACUUUGGACGACAGAGAUAUCGUCAUAACAGUAUUACCCGGAGAGGUUACUAAGCAUGGUGAAGUCAAAUGUGUUCUAAAUGAAGGUAUGCCAAUGUAUAAGAAUCCAUUUGAAAAAGGAUUACUUAUAAUACAAUUUUUAGUCAAUUUCCCGAAUAGCAUUCCACCUGAAGUCAUUCCAGCAUUGGAGAACUGUCUGCCACCUAGACCUAGGGUGGAGAUCCCUGAGCUAGCAGAGGAGUGCACACUCAUGGACUUGGACCCGGAGCAGGAGAAUCGGCGUCGCCGUGGCAACGCUGCCAACGCCUACGACGAGGAUGACGAGCAUCCCGGUGUCAACCGCGUGCAGUGCGCCACCGGC
Molecule: messenger RNA, 4182 nt
Organism: Brenthis ino (lesser marbled fritillary)
Lineage: Eukaryota; Metazoa; Arthropoda; Insecta; Lepidoptera; Nymphalidae
Source: the annotation of a GenBank genome assembly